UGUUGGUGUCCUGGGUUCGCGGAUUAUCCGUGGCGGACGCACCUCUGACCUACACACUGCUGCUGAAUUUUGUCAGCCGCCAGACGCAACGAGCACAACCAAGCGCAAGUGCUGGUUCCUCGAGUGAACAACUCUCUCCGAGCACGAGCGGCACACUUUGCGGCCUCGUGGAUCUCUUAGCGCAAGCGGGCGCUUUCCACCGGCUAGCAUCAAUCUCGCGUGACAAGGCCCCAUUUCCAAUGGAAUUCUCGUCAUUGCCGGAGUUUCGAGGGCGUUUGCUAGAGCAGUACGAGCGGACGGUGGUCGUGCAUUUGAGCCAUCGCACUAUUUUAGCAGAGUUGGAGGCAGCAGCAGCUCCAUCUUCGGCAGUGUCUGCCGCUGCGCAAAUCUUGGGAAAUGAGCACCAGAAGCAGCCGACAAGACCUUCGUCGGGCUGCUACCCGCGGUUAGAGCUGCUCGAGGCCGUUUACAAGGCAGGAAUGGGUCUCAUCGGGAACGAAUCGGCCUUCCUGCGGAUGCGCAGCCAGAAUUUCAUGCAGGCUUGUUUGGGAUCCCUGUUUCGUACUUUUCUGACGGACUCAGAUUUCGAAGUGAAUGAAACGGUGUUUUUGCGGCUUAACCUGAGUUCGCCGAAGAAGGUAGUGGAAGUGCGACAAGUGAACCCAGGCGGAAAAAAUGAUGCAGUCGAUGUCUCGGAUGGGGCAGCAAAAGCCGCACAGGACGAUGCGGCAUCAAGAGAAGAGGUAAAAGUAGGUGACAUACGAGUCAAUUAGUUUGGUUGACCAUGACCACGACUGUAUAGAUCAAUUGUCGACUUUUUCGGUAGGUUUCAUUUCCAAUUUCUCUCGAAUGACACCGCAGCUUCUGGAAAGAAUUGCAUUUGACAGCAAACAUGCAUUUUCAUUUUCUUUCAGGAAAAGGCGACUCCCCCUCCUGCCGCAGCGGACCCUAGCAAGCACCGAAGUGUUGAUGUUGUGCUGGAGUCGCUGAGCACGACCAACAGUGGCGAAAGUGACGAACAGAGUGCAGCGUCCAGUACUACAACUACUCGGUUGCGACACAAAGUUCCCGGCAUGCAAGUGUACAAGUUGAGAGAGGCACGCUUAGGGGAUCCCCAGCGCGCCGAGAAAUCAUCCGGCAUCGAGCAGCUGCCGCAGCGCCUGGUGUCCCACACCCUGCACGGCUUGGCUUUUUUGGACCAAGUCGCGUCCUCUGUGGAGGCCGGUAACUACCGGAACAAGAAUCUCUUAGCUGAGCUGGACCUAGAGUACAGCUUCGCUCUGCUCGCGAGGAUUGCCAUGGACGAUGCGGUGCGGCGAGAAAAAGUAGCUGCGCGUUCCGAUAAUGACCGAACGGUGUCACAAGGACAAGUCAACGUCGUGAAGCAGUGGCGCAUGAUGCAUGCCCUGCUGUCGAACGGUGAGAAAGUUCAAAAGGCGUGGCCAACUUACGACGCAGAUCUCAGAGAUGCUGUGAGCAAAAUGGCGCGGCAGCAGGGCAGGGAUGAACAGAGUGUGCUGUCAAAUAAAACAAAUGAAGAUAAAAAUUCGGAAGCAGAGCAAGGAAACGCCGCAGUCAAUUCCGCCGAAAGCUGCGACACUACGGGAAAUGAAUCUGUGCAGGAGCAGAAAGCACUGACAACUCCAGUAUACGUUGAUGAUCGAACGCGACGGUUUCUUUUUUUGCCUUCGGUAGACGCGAGUGGCUCCUCCCCGCAGAAUGUUCUGCUCCACCCUCUCGAUCCGCAGGCCGCUGAAUUUCAGCGAGCCGCGUUGCUGCACCGUGCGAUCGCGCAGGAGAAGGAGAGUCUCAGAAGGGAACAAGAACUGGAGGCAAAGCAACGGAGGCUCGACCAGGAACGACAAGAGUUUGAAGAAGAAAAAUCCCUGUUCGAAGAGGAGCAGAAGGACCCAAUUCUCGCUCGGAAUGCGGAACUCGAAGAGGCCAUCAGCGAGGCGUACACGCAGUCGGAACAGUACGGCGAGGAGAUUUUCCACUUGGCCACUGAGUUGACAACCAGCUCGACGAAAUUGGAAAAGUUGAAGUCCAGGGAUGACUCCGAGCUGGUGAAGGCGAAAAGAGAAGUUGCGGAGUUGAAGAAAAAACAAGCCGAAUACGAAGAAAAAAUCGUGGAGAAAGCAGCCCUGAUCGUCCAGGAGGAAGUGAAGUUGGCGAAGCAAGAGUGGGAACGGAGUCAUUUGUUCGAACAGAACAAACGAGACGGAAACAACACGCAACCUUCUGGCGGUCACCAGCACAAGAAGGAUCGUGCAUCUUUCCCAUCGACGUUCGAAACAAAUGCGAGGAUGUUCAGGAACAACCCAAGGUACUAUCGGGACGGCUCGGAUUCAACCUCACCUUUUACCGCACCAAGAGUGCAGAACACUCGAACAGCGAACGACAGUGGAGGCGAUCCAGCGGGCCAGAAAGAGCUAAGUUUUGUUGGAAGUCGUCCGGUUCUGUGCUCGUCAAAAAGUGAGGAGGUUAUACAAGCGCUGCAGAGGAUAGACGAAGCGGAAAAAACCAAUAGCAGUGUCGAUGGCAACAUGUGCACAAGCGAGCAACACGAGAACGUGGACCCUGAUCAUACUCCAAAGCUCCGGUCGGAAACCAGCAGCUCAGGUGUGACUCCGGCAGAAAUUGGCGUUUCCGGCAUGCAGGAUGAGAUCGCCAGAGCCGAAAAUGACAACGAGACUUCAUCUUCUGCGGGAGUAGGUGCAAAGCGCGAGGGCGAUCGCUCCAUACGCAGUGCUUUGUGCGAUCUCGUUCAGAUUGUGAAAAAGGAAGCCAACCUUUCCGUGCGCGCAAAACAAGAAGACGAAGGAGAUGUUGUGAACCCCGGUUCAGAUAGUAGUGCUGCUGACCUACACCGCGAUAGGGUCGUCUUGGAUCUUUCGCAGGAAGCUGCAGCUGCCAGCGUCCCCGUAUUGGAAAAGCUCUUCCAGCUGCUGCGCCGAAAAUCGCGAGCCUACACGGUCUUUGUCGAAGAAUUGGGCGCGCGUUUAGCGUCGCCUGAGGCCGCCAAGGGGCCUACGAUCGGAUUUGAUGCAAAUGCGGAAUUGAGUGCUUACCUGGCCGAGCUCGGAGAACUUCUUUCCACGGCGCACGUACUGGACGCACAGCUUCCAGCGCGCGUUGAGCAUGAUCAGGUGAAGCCGAUAAGCGCCCCAGUCGUACAACCUGAUAUCUCGCCCGUCCUGCAAGCCGAGAAUGCACUUCGUAUUUUGUUCUGGAAGGAGCUGCGACGCAGGAUCUUGGAAGUGGUCCCGGCCUACGUGCCGGAGGAAGGACCAAAUCCUGCGAUUUGUGGUCCAGAGCACCUCCAUCUGCUGCGCGCCGCCUUAGCGAUCUACCGCCCAGGCUGCGAAGACGGUAAGCGAUUCAUGCGCGCUGCAUUGGGCUGUUUCCGGGAUUUUACGGCCUUGGGUGAAGUAGGGUCAAAUGCUGCACCCGGGGAGAAGAAUUACGGGACCCGUCGUUUUCCCGCAGCAAGUUCUGCGAGCCGCCCACCAUUACGGGGUGACGUGAGGCAAAAUGCAGAAAAGCUGCGAGUUUUGAGUCAUUUCCUCUGGGAAGUCGAGAGUUUUGACAUCCAGGACACCAGGCUGGUGUCAAUGCUGGCACAACUGAAGGGUGAUGUGCAGCGCGCCCGUGAGAAGCAUGAAUGUGAAGAAGCGUCCGCAGAGAAAGAAUGAUAGCCAAGUAAGUACCGGCACCGGUACCAGAAAGUGCAUGUGCAACAAUUGACCUGGAAGCAGAGACAGUUGCGCUGGGGUUUUUUGACGCUCCUGUCGUUGCUUCAAUCAUAGAAAAUGCG
Amoebophrya sp. A120 is the source of this 3817-nucleotide messenger RNA. NCBI's taxonomy places the organism in Eukaryota, Dinophyceae, Syndiniales, Amoebophryaceae. The record is from the annotation of a GenBank genome assembly.